Messenger RNA from Dictyostelium discoideum AX4, 2139 nucleotides. RefSeq names its product DENN domain-containing protein. Gene Ontology annotation, cellular component: clathrin-coated vesicle. The record is from RefSeq and is a predicted model, not a curated record. The transcript has 2 exons. The coding region runs from base 1 to 2139 and encodes 712 amino acids. Gene Ontology annotation, molecular function: guanyl-nucleotide exchange factor activity. NCBI's taxonomy places the organism in Eukaryota, Evosea, Eumycetozoa, Dictyosteliales, Dictyosteliaceae.
AUGCAAUCAAUACCAUUUGUAAAAAGUCAUAGAAGGACACCAUCAGGUAGAAAACAGAUGGAUAUAACGAUUGAUGUUGAAGCACUUACAAAUGAUGAAAAGUUAAGUCGUAGUUUACAUAGUGGCGUAAGAAGAAAAUCAACAGGACAUAUAGAUAGACCAAGAUUAUUUGAAUUUUUCAUUAUAAUUGGAGUACCACCAAUCGAGGGUACAAGUACAGUUGGUUUAUCAACAUCACCGACACAAACAUCAUCAUUAGCAUCAUCAUCGUCAUCACCACCAUUAACAAGUUCAAAACCACCUUUAUUAAGAUCUUCUUCACCCAAUACAACAUUACCAACAUCUAUAGGGUCUACCACACCACCACCAUCAUCAACACCAACGUCAAAUUUAGCGGGAUCAUCAACAUCAGUAUCGUCAUCAUCAACAUCAGCACCAACACCACCACAACCAACAUUUAAUAAAAUAGAACAACCAAAAAUACUGUACCAAUAUCCACCUGAUAAACCAUUGGAUGGAUUAUCAGUUGAGUUUUUCCCAUUUCCAAAUGGUGUUGCUGUAAGCUCAGUAUCACAAACUGCAUCACACACCAAUCUAUUUCAAGUAUUAUACCCACAGAAACAUUUAAAACAACCAGAGGAUUCAUUCGUUUUCAUGUUAACAGAUGAGAAAAAAGAUGUUCUUUACGGAGUUUGUACUACUAAAAUAUCUUCAAUUGGCACUAUCAUCAAGGGUGAAAAAUUUGAGGUUGACAUUAAUGAUGAACCUUGUCCCGAUGAAAGUAUACCACAAGUUGGUGAUUUAGUUCAUACUUCACCAAGAUGUUUUUGUAUACUCACUAAAUAUCCUUUCUUUCCAUUACAUUUUGAUAUUAUCUCUGGUGUACUAUCACUUCAACAUAUGCAAGAAAUUACAAAAUUUCAAAAUUUAAUGUCAAUUUCAAGUAGAAAAAAUAGAAAACAAUCAAUUUCUUCAAGUUCAUCACCUUUACAACAAAAACCUACAACAACUACUACUACCACUACCACAAAUACAAAUACAAAUAAUAAUAAUAAUAAUAAUAAUAAUAAUAAUGAAAUUAGUUCAGGAGUUACAACAUUAACAAUUACAGAUUCAAAUGAUAAUACAACAACAUUAGCAAAAGUAAAAACACCAAAUAAAACUUUACCAACAGGAAAUGUUAUUGAGGAUCCAUUAGUUAAUAAUUCAAAUUUUAAAGUUAGAGAAAGACCAAUCUUAGAAUUAAUAGAAUAUUUCUAUAAUCAACAAAUUCCAAACAUUGGUGAAACCAUUUCAUAUAAUAUUUCAAGUUUAGAACAAAAGAUCACUUUUAAAAGAGGUGCAAAACAAACUAAACAAGAUUCUCAAAUGAUUGAUUAUAGUGAUUAUAUGUUAAAAUAUGGUUUAUUUACAACGGUUCAAUUAGUACAACCUAAAAUUUUAAUUGUUAUUUUAAAUGCAAUUUUACUAGAGAAAAAAGUUAUAUUUUAUUCAAAAACAAUUAGGUCAUUAACUUCUGUUAUAUUUACAGUAUUAUCAUUAUUAUCACCAUUUAAUUAUCAAUCAGUUAUUUUACCAUUAUUACCAAAUUCAGUAUCAUCAUUAUCAAUUGUUGAUUUAUUAUCGGCACCAGUACCAUAUAUAAUUGGGUUAACAGAUGUACCAAAGGAUGUUGAUUAUAGUGAUAUAGUACAAUAUGAUAUUGAUACUGGAAAACUACAACAAGGUAAUCAAAAAAUAAUGUUAUUCCCACAUUGGCAAGAUCUAUUGAAUGUAUUGACCAUCGCUCAAAAAGAUAUUAAAACAUCAUUAACUGUAAAUAAAAAUAAGGGUUUCUCAUCUCCAACAACUUCUUUCAUACCAACUGAAGAACAAGAAUUAAAACUUCAACCUUUUGUAUCAGCAAUCAAUAAUCAUAUCUCUGGUUUAUUCGAUAACUUUAAAAGACAUUGUGUUAGAAAUGUCACUCAUCAAAAAACAAUCUCAGUUUUCGUUAAAGAAUCUUUCAUGUUCACUGAAUAUCCUGAAGAGGAACAUCAUCAAUGGAUUGACGAAUUCACUAAAACUCUUAUGUUUUCAAUGUAUUUAGAUCAAAAAUUACGAAUUGAAGAUAAUGAUCAAUUGGAUGAAUCAACUUAA